Odontomachus brunneus is the source of this 3642-nucleotide messenger RNA. RefSeq names its product solute carrier family 35 member G1-like. Lineage: Eukaryota; Metazoa; Arthropoda; Insecta; Hymenoptera; Formicidae. The transcript has 2 exons. The record is from RefSeq and is a predicted model, not a curated record. Gene Ontology annotation, cellular component: membrane. Bases 454 to 1500 code for a protein of 348 amino acids.
UAGUGACAUUAUCGAUAGUGAAAAUGGCGUAGCUAAAUAGUUCCAACCUAAAAAUAAAGCAUGUAGAAAGCAUAUUGAAUAGUUGCAAAUUGAAAUGAUAUCAAAUGCCGGUUGUUCUCCAAUUUCUCUCUGUAUAUAGAGUUUAAAGGCAUUAUAGAGAUCAAAGGCAUUGUGCAGAAAAUAUAAAAAAGUUUUAAAUAAAUAGUUGAUGUCACGAGCCAAAGUUUGAACGUGAAAUAGGAAUGUUGACUUCGUCAAUAGUAUGUAAUGAUGUAAUCGCUAAAUAUAAUGGCGACUAAAUGAGUCUUAACAUUAUGUGCAACUAAACAAUAAUCUUAGCGAUUUUUAACGUCCUUAGUCUUCCAUCUAGGCUACGUUCUUCGCUAUUGCUCAUUGCAUAAUUUAAUUGUUGCUCAUUUACGGCGUAUUUAAUGUAUUACAAGUGUGCUGAAUAUGUCAGAACACGUGGAAUUGCAACAUUUAGUUGAUGCUGAUGUGGAAAAUAAUACAACAAAUAAUAAAAAAGUAUUUCCUAUUCUAUUAUGCAAAUCAUGCCCUUAUUUGGGUUUACUAUUAGCAACACUCUCGUCUUUGUUCUUUUCAUUAUGCAGUGUAAUUGUCAAGAGUUUAGUAGAAGUAAAUCCUACAGAAAUGGCAAUAUUUAGAUUUGUAGGGGUAUUAUUGCCAGCUAUACCAAUUGUAAUUUACAAAGGUGAACAUCCUUUCCCAAAAGGACGUAGAUUAAUACUUAUUUUAAGAAGUUUUAUUGGUACAACAGGGCUCAUGUUAAGUUUUUAUGCAUUCAGGCAUAUGCCAUUGGCAGAUGCCUCUGUUGUAGUGUUUUCUGUUCCUGUGUUUGUAGCAAUAUUCGCACGAAUAUUUUUGAAAGAACCUUGCGGGCUAUUCAAUGUUGUCACUGUGUGUCUGACACUGAUCGGUGUGAUAUUAAUAACACGACCACCAUUAAUUUUUGGUCAUACUAUAGAAUCUCUCUCAGAUAGUCACAUUAAACCAGGGCAUGCUGAUUUAUGGGGUGCUGUGGCUGCUUUCUCAGCUACUUUAUUUGGUGCAAACGCAUAUGUCUUAUUACGAGCAUUGAAAGGUCUUCAUUUCUCUGUUAUAAUGACAAAUUUCGGUUCUUUUGCUCUAAUACAAACUACACUUAUAUCAUGGGCUAUUGGUACAUUAUGUUUACCACGCUGUGGUACAGAUAGAAUUUUGGUUGUUGCGCUUGCACUAUUUAGUUUUGCAGGUCAAAUCUUACUGACCCUAGCUCUCCAGAUUGAGCAAGCUGGUCCAGUAGCCAUAGCAAGAUCCACAGACAUUGUCUUUGCUUUUUUCUGGCAAGUGUUGUUCUUUAAUGAAAUACCAAAUCGAUAUUCUGUCGGAGGUGCAAUAUUGGUCACAAGUUCAGUUUUGUUAACAGGGUUGAGAAAAUGGGCUCUUUCAUUACCAGAAACAUCUAGUAUCAAAAAAUCUCUUGGAAUUUUAGUGAUGUAAACAAUAAUCUUAUUAUUGAGAGAAAUGAAGUGAAAAGGGACUAAUUAAGAUAGAACAUGUAUUAUGAAAAAAAAAAUAUUGAAGAAGCAUUUAGCCAAGUGAAAAACAAAUAUUCUAAUAAAUAAAUAUAACUUAAAUAUCUAUUUUUAAAUUUAUGCAAAGUUAUAUGUAUAAGGAAAGAUUCAAGUUUAUAUUAUUACAAACAUUGAUCUGAUAUGAUUAUAAGACAGUAAUAUUAUUAAUUAUUGCUUUUUGAUAUGAUUACAAAGCCAUAAUAUUAUCAAUUAUCGCAUUUACAUGUUUUUAAAUUUAAUGUUUUAUCUAAAAUGUAUGAUAAAUCCAAGAAAAAGUUAUAUCACAUUUAACUAAACAAUUAUUGCUAACAGAAACUAUUGCAUAAUAUAAUGAUAUUAGCUAAAUAUCUAGAUUAUAAUGUAAUUCCUACAUAAUUCACAGACGCACACGUAUAUAUAUAUAUACACACACACACACAUAUAUACACAUAUAUAUUUAUUUAUUUAUAUUUAUAUAUAUAUAUUUAUUUAUUUAUUUAUAUAUAUAUAUUUAUUUAUUUAUUUAUUUAUAUAAAAAUUAUAUUUAUAUAAUAAUCUCUAAUAUUUGAAAAAAAGUAUGUGCAUAAGGACAACAAAUUCUAUUCAAUGUAAAUUAUAUUUCUAUUGAAAAGAAGAUUUUAUUUUUAAUUUGCUUAUUACAAAUUUCAAGUUUCUAUUUAGAAAAAAAUUCAUUAAAUUACUUUGUAGAACUUUAUAUUUGAAAAAUUACUCUUUCAUUUAUGUUUAUAAUUAUUAUUGCAUUUACGUUUAUUUCAUUUAUAUUAUUUACACACUUUUUUAUUAAACUAUAUAAUUGUGAUAUAUAUUACUAAUCUUCAUUAAACUAUUAAACCUUAGAGAAAUUAUUCUAUUUCUUGAGAAAUAGAAUAAUUGAAAAUUCUCCUUUGUUAUAACAAGUUAAAUUAUUUAUUCAAUGCAAAUGUAUUUUUUAAUCUAUUAAAAAUUACUGUGGCAAAAAAUCUGUGGCAAACGAAAAUAUCUAUUUCAAGUUAUUGACAAAGUAAAAAUAUAAUCAUGGCAAACUACUCCUUGUUAUAUUUAUGUAUUUAUUUAUUCUAAUUAUAAUCAUAUCAAUCAUUAACUUUGAAAUAACAAAGUUAUAAAUUAAUAGCGAAAAGUGAUUAUUUAACUUAAAAACAUUUACUUGCUCUUAUUGUAAAUACUUUAAUUUUUGUUGUAUAUAUAAAGUAUAUAGAGUAGACUCCUAAUUGAUCAGUUCUUGCGCGACUAAACCCUAAGACGGAUAAACAAAUAGUCGAUUAAUUCGAAAACGCACAUAUGUUUCCCAUCAUCAAUACAUUUCAAAGCUAUUAUUUUGUAAUAAUAAUUAUAUUCACAUUUGUUUGGACUUGUUUUAAAAUUAAUGUAUAAUUAAAAAAAGGACAAAAACUGAUGUUGAAUUAGAUACACACAUGCAGAGUGUAACAACUUAAACAACCCAGGUAGAAAUGCGUGAUGAUCACGUUUCAUCAUAAUAUGAUGUUAUAUUGUUAUUUCACCUUGAUACCUUUUUAAAGAUCAUUAUGUGAUUAACAUGAGCACAAGAUGUACAUAAAUGAUAUACGAAUAUAUCUAAUUCAUCAAGUUUUGUUAUCAUACUAUUAGAUGAGAUUAGAUAUUAGAUAUCUUUCUGAUCAUUAUCACAUGAACGACAUAUGAGCAGCAUAUGCGCACGCAUUUGUAUACAUUUUUGCAAUCAUGCACGUCAAUAUAUGAGCGUGUGCUGAGCGCAACAUGACAUCAUUUUUCUAUCUGGGAAUAUAGUUAAUAAAAACUGACUGAAGUGAGAGAAGUUAUAAGAGAUAUUACAGGCCAUUGUAUUUAUUUCUACAAUAAUUUAAUUUUGUUUUCCCGCUGUAUCCAUAACUCCGAAAAUCUAAUUCGCCAAAAAAUCACGAGAAUAUAACUUAAGUAGACACUAGUUAAAACAUGUCCAAACAAGAGGAAAUUACUGUAUAAAACAUUCAUUAUAUACUGUAUAUACAUAUGAUAUGAUGGAAAAAUAAACAUUGUAAAUUAUAUUGUAUUUACAGAGACAUUUAUAAAUAAAGACACAUGUAAAAUUGUA